Epinephelus moara (kelp grouper) is the source of this 4248-nucleotide messenger RNA. RefSeq names its product arylsulfatase B (gene arsb). NCBI's taxonomy places the organism in Eukaryota, Metazoa, Chordata, Actinopteri, Perciformes, Serranidae. The transcript is spliced from 8 exons. The record is from RefSeq and is a predicted model, not a curated record. The coding region runs from base 228 to 1772 and encodes 514 amino acids.
CGGAAUACGGAAGUAACAGCUAGACUCGGGUGAAACUUUUGCAAUACAGUGACAGGCUAUUUACACUAUUACAACGAAGACAUGAAGUUAGGACAGCCUGUUUUCGAAGCCUCAUAUCCGCCAUGUUUGUAUAUAUUUUACUGCUGACAAACAACCUACCGGACGUCCGUGUUUACUUAGUGGCGAACUAAUGGGGCUCUGUUGAGUCCAUAACUAAGAAAUUGAUAAUGGAUUAUUCGCUAAUCAUAGCUGUGUUCCUCGCAAGCUUUCAUUUGUCUUUGGCAGCUCAGCAGCCCCACAUCGUUUUCAUCUUGGCAGAUGACUUUGGUUGGUAUGAUGUCGGCUAUCACAGCUCAGAGAUCAGCACCCCGAACCUGGACAAGCUGUCAGCCGGAGGAGUCCGCCUGGAGAACUACUAUGUUCAGCCUCUGUGUACUCCCUCCAGAAACCAGCUCAUGACCGGGAGAUACCAGAUCCAUACAGGCAUGCAGCACCAGAUCAUCUGGCCCUGUCAGCCCUACUGUGUCCCUCUGGAUGAGAAACUGCUGCCCCAGCUGAUGAAGGAGUCAGGCUAUGCCACCCACAUGGUGGGCAAGUGGCACCUGGGCAUGUACAAGAAGGACUGCCUGCCCACGCGCCGGGGCUUUGACACGUACUUUGGUUACCUGACGGGCAGCGAGGAUUACUUCACUCACAUACGUUGUGCUCACAUCUCUGUUCUGAAUCGGACUCGCUGUGCGUUGGACCUGAGGGAAGGAGAAGAGGUCGCCACCGCAUUCAAAGGAGCCUAUUCCACUGAGCUGUUCAGCCAGAGGGCCACCAGCAUCAUUGAAAAACAGGACCCUAACAAGCCACUUUUCCUCUACGUAGCAAUGCAGGCAGUCCAUGCACCCUUGCAGGUGCCAGAGCGCUACGUGGCCCCCUACAGUUUCAUCAAAGACCCCCAUCGCAAGCUGUAUGCCGGCAUGGUGUCGGCCAUGGAUGAGGCAGUGGGCAACAUCACUCUGGCUUUGCAGCAGAGAGGACUCUGGGACAACACGAUCCUGGUAUUUUCAACAGAUAAUGGAGGUCAGACGCUGAGUGGUGGCAGCAACUGGCCACUGCGAGGGAGGAAGUGGUCACUGUGGGAAGGAGGGAUCCGGGGAGUCGGAUUUGUCGCCAGCCCGCUACUGAAGCAACCCGGUACUGUCAGCCACGAACUCAUCCACAUCUCCGAUUGGCUGCCAACACUUGUUGGCCUGGCCGGAGGGAGCACCAAUGGCACAAAGCCACUGGAUGGAUUCAAUGUGUGGAACACGAUCAGCAAAGGGUUUGCCUCACCCAGACUGGAGCUGCUGCACAACAUUGACCCCCAGUAUAAUGACAUCGCUCCAUGUCCUGGCACCAAGCGUCAGUUAACUUUGGCUCAGGUGGUCAGCAGAGGCUCCUGGGCCAACUCUGGCUUCAAUGUGUCCAUUCACGCGGCCAUUCGAUCCUCAAACUGGAAGCUGCUGACUGGCUACCCGGGUUGUGACAUUUGGUUCCCGCGGCCCAGCCACAACAGCUCCGAGCGGAGCCACUCAGAGGUGGAUCCACUGAACUCCGUAAUGCUGUUUGACAUAGAAAAAGAUCCAGAGGAAAGGAAUGAUGUGUCUGCUCAGUUCCCGGCAGUAGUGGAGUAUCUCCUCACCAGGCUCAACCAAUACCAGAAAAGUGCUGUGCCCGUAACCUUCCCCGAUGAAGACCCCAGAUGUGACCCAGGCCCCACUGGAGCCUGGGGACCCUGGGCUUAGAUGGCAGUGACAAUGAUGAAGGUUGUAACACUGUGAAUUACUGCAGCAGGGAUCUCCUCUGUAAAGGAGAGAGACAUUUUUUUCUGAUGAUUCACUUCCAAUAUGUAUCAACCAAAAGACAGCUUUUUUCAUCACAGUAUUUUCCAAACAGUCAAAACGCAAUCAUGGAGACCUUUUAAAGAAAAUAUUUGACUUAUAUUUUUGAAAUGGAACCAAUUAGUUUCAAAAUAGAGACUUGAUCAUCAACUGACUGACGGAUGAUGCCAUUAAUAUUGACCUGUGUCCCACUCCUGAGAUGCUUUCAGAGGUUUAGUUAAAGCGAUUGCGCAAACUCAAGCUACACAUGUUGCUGAUUUACCUCCCUGCUGUUCCAGGUAUUUGCACUUCAUUUAUCUACUGUUGAGAAGCUGCAGGCUUCCUUGUAUGUGUCAAACAUUGUGGUUGUUUUUAAACCUGGGAAAAAUAUUUCAGCAACCACACUAUGGUGUCAUUUGGAGCUUUUCAAGGAGUGUACAGGAAAGGGCAACAUACUGAUGUGUUUAAGAGAGAACAGAUGCACACAGUGUUGAUUUUAGCCAGAUUUGAUAUUUCAAGCUGUACUAAUCAAUGUUUUUAUAUCGGCAAUGGAUAAAAUGACAACAUACAUCACAGUAUGUGAAAGGAGGUACUUGUAGUAACAAACCCAAAGAGAAUUAUCACGACUCCCCUCAGCUCUGCAUCUCUCAGCUCAUUAUUAUGGUUCAGUCUCACAGCUCUCAUCAGUGUCAUUCCCAUCAGCAGCAGGAACCUGUUUUUAUUGGAAAAAGCUCUGAUAAACCAACAGUGCACUACCUGCCAAGCACCAAAUAACAAAUGACCAAAGUUAGUAACUAGCUGGUGUUGAACAUAGUGGAACAUUCUGCCACUAAAGAGCCAGAUAUUUCCCUCAUGAGCUGGUGGGGACCUUUAGCAGUGGUUUGUAUAGAUGUCUGCUUUCGGCCUGAAAUAAUAAAUGAAAGCAAUGUUUAAAUACAAAAUUUCUACAGACCAUUUCACUCAGCUCGGCUUUAUUUCUUUUCUGGAAUGAAUACAACCUAAGUCUGCUGCGCAUUCUGUUGAAAUGUUUGAUUUGGAGACAUUAGAUCACAAAAAUGUUUACAGCUUGUUACAUUGCUGCUAAAUGGCCAGGUGUAAAAUAUGUUUUAAAAAUGCUUUAAAUUAACUGAGCUCUACUUUCCUUUUUUCAUAAACUGUGCACAUCGCUAUUCGUAAAUGCCUACUGGUUGAAGCUUAAAAUGUGUGGUUGGUGUUUUAUGCCAGGAAACAAAAAGUUACAAAAUAAAGAGGCAAAAAUGCGGUGAAGCUGUGUUUAAAACCAUAGACUGUGAAAUGAAGCCAAAAAAUCUUGAUCGCCCCCUGGCAACCAUUGGUCAUAAACUCUGCCGCCUCCAUGUUAGCGGAUGGGACAUGGGCCAAACUAAAAUAAAAGUAAGUAAACAUCAAAUAAACUGUUCUAUAGUUGUUUUCAAUCAUUUAAGUAGAUUGUAUCAUGCUGAUGAAUGCUCAAGUGCGCAUUACUCUGUUUAAAACAUAAAAAAACCCACCAGCCACACUGCUGGAACCCAUGCAGAAUGUGUCUCCUUGUCUUGCUGGAAUAAGCAGGAACGUCUCUAACAAGACUUCAUCUGCAUGGCAGCAUAUGUUGCUCCAAAACCUGUAUAUACCUUUAAGCAUUCAUGGUGCCUUCGCGGAUGUGCAAGUUACCCAUGAUGCUGUGGGCAAUGACACACCUCCAUACCAUCACAGAUUUCUCUGGAUUCUCUGAACUUGUUCGAUGAUAUGGAUUGUAGAUGGUGAAAUCCUUAAAAUCCUGCUAUUGUAAUUUGAGAAAUGUUGUUCUUAAGUGUUGGCCUAUUUACCCACACAGUUUUUCACAAAGUAACAAUCCCUGCUUGCGAAUGUGAACAACUGAGGCUUUGGAGAGUGGAGACCCUUUCAUACCCAAUAAUGAUACUUUCAUUUGUCAGCAACUGACUGACCUUUAUACCUGUGGAAUGUGUCAAACAGGUGUUUUGGAACAUGUUGCAGGAAUCAAAUUCAGGAUCAGUGUUUAUUUACAAUAAAUAAUAAGGUUUAUCAGUUUAUAUUUAAAAUAUCUUGUCUUUGUACUGUAUUCAAUUGGAUUCAAAAGGACUUGCAAAUCAUUGCAUUUGUUUUUAUUUACAUUUUACACAGCAUCCCAACUUUUUUGGAAUUGGGAUUGUGGUUAUUUUGUUGUUAUUUUGUUAUGAUGCUAUAAAGGGGGGCUUUAUGUUACAUAUAACAGCUGUGUGUGUGUGUGUGUGUGUGAGAAUCAUGGAUGUAUAAAUUAUGGGCAUUUUGAUUUUGAAUGUUUGUGAUAAAUUAAAGGAUGAAGUGUUCCUGUAUGGGUGGAGAAAAAUCUAUUACUUCUUAAGCUAAAUAAACUUGGAUCAGCUGGAAAAUGCAUUGUCGCAAA